AUGGCGCUGCAACAGGGCAGAUCUCUGUGGAUGAGAGCCUGCUUCAAUGUGGAUAUGAAGAGUUUGAACAGGACCAUUCUUCAUUUCAGGGAGAAGGACAUGGAUCAACACUUCAGCCGACCGACAUGGAGCAGGCAGAUAGAGUUCACUCUGGCCGGCAUUGGCGCUGCUGUGGGGCUUGGCAACGUGUGGAGGUUCCCCUAUCUCUGCUACAGGAGUGGAGGAGGUGCCUUUCUGGUGCCAUACCUGUUAAUGCUGGUGGUGUUGGGAAUCCCUCUGCUCCACAUGGAGCUGACUGUGGGCCAGUACACAAGGAGAGGACCUGUCCAUGCUCUGAUUAAGGUCUGCCCACUGCUGAAAGGUGUGGGUGUGGCAUCAGUGGCAAUCUCCUUCAUAAUGUGCACCUACUACAACAUUGUUAUCACGUGGGCUCUUUACUAUCUCUUCAGCUCCUUCCAGGCCCCGCUGCCCUGGCAGAGCUGCAACAACACCUGGAACACACCGAACUGCACCAACCAUGCCACCAACAGCAGCUACUCCUCCACAGCCAGCCAGGAGUUCUUCAAAAAUAAGAUGCUUGAGCAGACCAAUGGAGUGGAGGAGGCAGGAGAGAUACGCUGGGAGCUUCUCCUCAUCCUCUUUCUGGCUUGGAUCCUCAUUUACCUUUGUAUCUUCAAGGGAGUGAAAUCAACAGGCAAGGUGGUGUACUUCACGGCCCUGUUCCCGUACGUCAUCCUGAUUGCCCUGCUCAUCAAUAAUGUGCAGCUUCCUGGAGCAAUAGAUGGAAUAACCUUCUUCAUUGUGCCAAAAUGGGACAAGCUGCUCUCAGUGGAGGUGUGGGUGAACGCUGCAGCUCAGAUCUUUAACUCCAUUGGGAUUGGUUUCGGCUCCCUCUUGGCCAUGUCCAGCUACAAUUCCUUCAACAACAACGUUCUGAAGGACACCCUGACUAUAAGUAUCCUCAACUCCCUCACCAGUAUCCUGGCAGGCUUCGUAAUUUUCUCCGCCUUUGGAUACAUGUCUCAUCUUCAGGGCAUUCCUGUCAGCGAUCUGGCUGUGGACGGUCCAGGACUGGUUUUUGUCGUUUACCCACAAGCCUUUGCCAACAUGCCUGUGCCUCAGCUCUGGGCUGUGUUGUUCUUCUUCAUGCUGCUCUGCCUUGGACUGGAUAGUGAGUUUGCGAUGGUUGAAGUGAUGGUGACCAGUCUGAUGGAUCAAUUCUAUCAGCAGCUGAUGGGAUUUUUUAAGAGGCAGGAGCUGUUUGUUCUCGCUGUCUGUGGUGCAGCCAGCCUUUUAGGAAUUCCUUGUGUCAUGCAGGUGGGAAUCUUUGUUUUUCAGCUGAUGGACCAUUACACUGCGAUCGUGUCCAUCAUGUUUCUUGCAUUCUUUGAGGUUAUAGCAAUCUGUUGGUGCUAUGGUGUGAAGCGACUUUCAGACAACUUGGAAGAGAUGACAGGGAAGAGAGCAAAUAUCUUCUUCAGACUGUGCUGGCUCAUAGUUGCUCCUGCACUGAUCGCUGUUCUCCUCAUUUUCUCCAUCAUACAAUUCAAACCAGCCCGCUACGAGGACUACAUCUUUCCUCCCUGGGCUCAGGGCGUUGGGUGGGUCAUUGCCAUGGCUUCCAUCAUCUGGAUUCCCCUGGGUGCAGUUCACACGUUGUGGGUGCUGCCUGGCUCAUUCAUGCAGAAACUGAAGCUCUCGAUCACACCGCACAGCCUGGAUGAGAAGUCCAAAAAGACGUUUGAUGAGAGGGGAGGAAAAGAUGCAUAUCCAGUCAUGGCUGUCAUCAGCUCCAACUCUCUUGUGACUGAAAAAUCUCACAUUCAGACAAACCUCUGA
Limanda limanda (common dab) is the source of this 1839-nucleotide messenger RNA. RefSeq names its product sodium- and chloride-dependent GABA transporter ine. The record is from RefSeq and is a predicted model, not a curated record. The coding region runs from base 1 to 1839 and encodes 612 amino acids. Gene Ontology annotation, cellular component: membrane. The transcript is spliced from 14 exons. Gene Ontology annotation, biological process: sodium ion transmembrane transport. Lineage: Eukaryota; Metazoa; Chordata; Actinopteri; Pleuronectiformes; Pleuronectidae.